Bipolaris sorokiniana ND90Pr is the source of this 1175-nucleotide messenger RNA. RefSeq lists its product as uncharacterized. Lineage: Eukaryota; Fungi; Ascomycota; Dothideomycetes; Pleosporales; Pleosporaceae. The transcript has 3 exons. The coding region runs from base 1 to 1140 and encodes 379 amino acids. The record is from RefSeq and is a predicted model, not a curated record.
AUGUUACCCGUUCCAUGGAAGCAGGAAACUAAUUUUGCCAGCGCAUUGCUGCUGCAUUCGUACAUAACCGUCUUUUUAAAGGAAAUCAGUAACAGUACAGCCGUCCUUUACUACAUAUUCAUUCUUGCCAAAGACAAAACUACUAUUGAUACUUCUGACAUGCUUGACGGCUACACAUCCGUCUUCUCCAGAGAUCAAGAUAGCGAGCUGGCUAAGCUAUACUUUACAAACACUGGGUUUGUCCUAUUGAUAACCUCGCUUGCGUCCGCAAUCGUCAUGAACCUAGCUCUUCCAACAGGAGUACUAAACGCACUAAUUGCAGCUACCUUUGGCUUAACCUUCCUGACAUCCGCUGUAGUAACAUGUAAGAAGAAGAGUUUUGCCAUGCCUGUUAUGGCUCUUCGGCGUACAGGGCGAUUCAUCUGGUCAGACACGCCGUUUGUCAACUUCUUCUCGUUGAUUUAUAUUGCUAUCGUUUUGAAAGAGUCCUCGAAGCUUGCUUUGAGAGACUACGUUAUCUUUCGAUCCAUUUCGAUCCUGGAGCUUGUCUUUAUCAAGGCUAGGCUGGCAGCUGCAGACGCAGAGACGCAGCAGGUCAUGUUGAAGCGUCUUGUUGAUAGCAAAUACGCUGUCAUUAGCAGCAAAUGCCUCCCUGCUGCCCGUAGUCCGCCAAAGCCACUCGAGCACGCGUGUAUUGUACCUUCUAUGAGCUCCCAGUGCUUAUUUGUUGUGUUAUACAAAACUGCAAUCGGCCAUAUCGAGGGUUCUGUUUGCGGGGCAUCAGGCCCUACUACGAUGACUAUCCCAAAGAACCCGGGGUUCUUCAAAGACGAGGCUGCACAAUACGGAUGGCGAGUCUACCACGUGUUGCCUACUUAUGUCUUCAUUGAAGACUGCGGAAUGGCAGCCCGUUAUACCAAGUUCAUCUCAUGGAGCCACGGAGUACUGUUGCGCCGUCUUGGCAGGCGCAGGGUUGUUUGGUUGAUGCAUACAGGGCAAGAUGAACGUGGAGCUGGAAGCUGGAAAGGCAACAUCAACCUUGUUACUGAAUUGAAGGAGACGUGGUUCAACGACAGAGGCAGAUUUAGACCUAUGACCGGCGAUGAUGAUGGAGACGCAAGAGUAAACGUCGUAUGGUAAAAAUAGUCACCGGCUCGACGUAUACGCCAACCCUA